AUGGCUCAAACUCGAAGCAAUCGCCAGACCCUCUCCCGUGGGGCCCAAUCGCCUCGACGAGAAACCCUCCCUCGAGCGGAAGAUCAGCAUCAGUCUACUCGCGAUGGCCCGUUACCCCUCGUCCAUGGGGGCCAUCCGCCCCUCUCCCAUGAGGGACAGCCUCCCCUCACUCAUGGUGGCCAACCGUCCCUCACCCAUCAAUCCCCUCGUGAGGGUCACCCGUCCCUCACACACCAGCAGCCGCCCCUUCCAGAGCCCUCUCACCCACUGGGGGCCCAACUUCAGGUGCCUCCUCUUACCGCCCCACAUAUUCACUCGGGACCCUACUCAGGUAUGCAGAUCCCAUCCGUCGUGCCUUGGGCUGAGUACGAAGCCCUACGACAGCAACACGCUGAAGGAAUACAAGCUCUGAGGGAAAUGGCUGGUAUUUUGCAAAGUCUGGUCCCCCACAGGACAAUCCCAGCUGCAUUGAGAAAGUUCAUCCCGGGGAUAGUUCCAUCUCACAGGGCUCGUCAAGAGGUACCAGGGAACGACUCCUAUCGAGACGCAAGCCCUGAAACCCACGUCCAACCUGUCCAAACUCGAAACAAUCAACCAAGGUCUCCUUUAAGGGAAGAUCACAGCUAA
Molecule: messenger RNA, 627 nt
Organism: Diospyros lotus (date-plum)
Lineage: Eukaryota; Viridiplantae; Streptophyta; Magnoliopsida; Ericales; Ebenaceae
Exons: 1
Coding region: 1-627 (208 amino acids)
Source: RefSeq, a predicted model, not a curated record